AUGUCAAAGAUCUUAAAACCGACGAGGCUUGAUCUUGAUCAUAAUGCACCAACUUCUUCAAAAGAAUGGAAGCAUUGGAAACGAAUAUUUGAAAAUUUCAUUGAAGAUUGUGGAGAGGAUGCUCCAGACAAAUUUCGCUCUAUCAUUAAUUUUGUUUCAUCAAAUGUUUAUGAUUACAUUGAAGAGUGUGAUUCCUAUGAAAGUGUAAUUGAAACCCUAGAAAACUUAUAUAUAAAAACCCCUAAUGAAAUUUUUGCAAGGCAUCAAUUACUUGCAAGGCAUCAAACAUCGAGUGAAUCCUUAGAAGACUUUCUUCAGGAACUUCGUAAACUCAGUAAAAACUGUAAUUACAAGGAUGUUUCAGCUGAACAAUAUCGAGAGGAACAAAUAAGAGAUGCUUUUAUUUCUGGAAUAAAUUCGAAUUACAUUCGUCAACGACUUCUUGAAAAUUCAACAUUGAAUUUGCAAUCAGCAUUUAACCAAGCUUGUUCUCUUGACAUUGCACAAAGAAACUCAGAUUCUUAUAUGCAGAAAACAUCCUCCUUUUCCUCCAAUUUAAAUAUUGCUGCCGCUAUAAAAUUACCAAAAGAACCCUCAGCAGCACUCAAUGCUAUGACUAUUAAUCCUCAAACAAAAUGCAUUUAUUGUGGUAAUCCAUCUCACAACCAACGUAAUCAAACCUCUGCUAGGAAAAAUUGUCCAGCUCAAAAUGUAACCUGUUUUAAAUGA
This is a messenger RNA of Hydra vulgaris (swiftwater hydra), 729 nucleotides long. RefSeq lists its product as uncharacterized. The record is from RefSeq and is a predicted model, not a curated record. NCBI's taxonomy places the organism in Eukaryota, Metazoa, Cnidaria, Hydrozoa, Anthoathecata, Hydridae.